This is a messenger RNA of Patiria miniata (bat star), 3048 nucleotides long. RefSeq names its product protein singed-like. The transcript is spliced from 4 exons. Lineage: Eukaryota; Metazoa; Echinodermata; Asteroidea; Valvatida; Asterinidae. The record is from RefSeq and is a predicted model, not a curated record. Gene Ontology annotation, biological process: establishment or maintenance of cell polarity; cell migration; actin filament bundle assembly. The coding region runs from base 520 to 2064 and encodes 514 amino acids. Gene Ontology annotation, cellular component: actin cytoskeleton; cytoplasm. Gene Ontology annotation, molecular function: protein-macromolecule adaptor activity; actin filament binding.
UGAGAUACACGUGUACAAUACAAACAGAUGCACAUAAUACAAGCCUGUCUGCAUUCCUUGCACGGGUGCAGAAUUUACGAGGGCACCCGACUGGUUGGCCCCCUUACACGGAACUUUGUGCGUGUGUGGUAGUGGUGCCGGUCACGUGACAGUGCCAACCAACGCCCAUUAACCAACACAGUCACUAAACUGUUUCCUGUCGGGCCGGGUGAACUCGCGGUGUGGAUCAUAUCAUUGGAAAGGGGUUAGGGCUAUACCAUAGAAAGCUGACUCACUACUCGAGCACGUAGUGGAUGAGACAUCACUCCAUGAGAAUAAUUAUAUCAGAUUGUAGCCUGACAAAUCCCGCGUGUACACCACUCGUACGGAAAAGAACUUACAGCAGAACAGUCGGUAAAGUGGAGUUUUGGUGCUAGUACAGCUGCAGUGUGAAGACCGGUUUCAGACACUUGUUAGUCUGUGAUUUACUUUUGGCAUACAGCUUUGGGCCACGGCACUCGAGACGAGGACAUUCCAAUCAUGUCGGCAGCUAACGGAACCGUAAGUGGAGGGGAUGUGCUGCAGUUUGACGCAGGGCUGAUCAACGCCUCGUCCAAGAAAUACCUGACGACUGAGCUGGGCACGGUGAAUGUUAACGGGACCUCUCUGAAGAGCAAACAGGUCUGGACCCUGAACCCAGCCACCGCAGACGGCAAGCUCUUCUACCUGUCCAACAAGGUGUCCAAGUCCGGUCUGACCACCGUGUACCGCCUGACCUAUGACAAGUACGGCAAGGUGACGGCGGAGAAGAUGGACGAGGAGACCAGCCCGGACCUGAUGCAGAAGUUCAAAGUGGAGCCGCAGGGUGAUGGCAAGUUCGCCAUCAAGGCCGAGACGCUGGACUACCUGAGCGGUUCCGGCGAGCCCACCUGCAAGUCUAAGUCGGUCGGAGAGUCCGAGUCCUGGAGCAUCCAGCUGGCCAUCCACCCUCAGGUCAACAUCUUCAGCGUCCAGCGCCAGCAGUUUGCCCACCUGGACCUGGAGAGAGACCAGACAUGCCAGAUCCUCUUCAACGAGAACAUCCCCUGGGGUGGGGAUGCCGUCAUUACUCUGAUCUACGAUGCGGCGGCCAGCAAGUACCUCAUCCAGGCUUCCGAUGAUCGCUUCCUGAACGCUGACGGCUCCUUGAGGGCGGCUAAGUCCGAAGAAGCCCUCUUCGCUAUCGAGUUCCACGGUGAGAACCUGGCCUUCAAGAACGGUGGCAAGUACUUAUCGGUGGGCGGUAAAGACGGUGAGCUGAUGACCAGGAAAGGUACUGUGGGCAAGGAGGCACUCUUCAAACUGGAGGAUAGCUAUCCACAGGGUGUCUUCUAUAACCUCAGCAACAACAAAAUCGUCUCCAUGAAACAAGAUAUCCACGUUUCAGCCAAUCAGCACGAGGAGACGGACACGGAGACCUUUCAACUGGAAUGUGCCCCGGGUAAGACCAAUGAGUGGGCCGUACGUAGCAGCAACGGUAACUACUGGUCCAUGGAGGCUGGCAAACAAGACAUCCUCAACAACGGCAAAUCUAAGGAUAAGGCCUGCAUUUUCGAGCUGGUCUAUGACGGGCUUGAGGCCGGCACUCUCGCCCUGCGCGCCAAGGCUAACGGCAAGUUCGUGGGCAUCAAGAGCAGCGGGCCGCUGGUGGCCUCGGGCAGCGAGAUCGGCAAGCCCGAGACCUUUCGCUUCAAGCUGAGCAACCGGCCCAACCUGGUGCUGAAGGGGGAGCACGGCUUCAUCGGGCUGCGGAAGAACUUCGAGUGCAACCGGACGACGGUGGACAAUGAGGUCAUUCAGGUGUCGUACGAGAACGACGGUACUUAUAUCUUUAGAGGCCGCGAUCCCAACACAGCAUGGACUGUGGACGGCGAAGGCAACUACACGUUGAGCGAGGGCUCACCGGAGAAGUUCACCUUGGAGUUCAUGAAGAGGUCCCAUUGCCUGAUCCGUGCUUCCAACGGGAAGCUAUUGGAGGGCAAACAACACGGUGAGAUGAGAGCAACAGGCACGGAAAUGAAAAAGAGCACUCUAUGGGAGUUCUAAAGAUUUUUUUCAGUUGACUAAUUAGUUUUUUUUACGGCCACAGAUGUGUACAGAUGACUACAUUGAACCCUUUAAUAGUAAUGCCGCUAUAGAGAUGUUUAUGGGCCAUUAAAGGGGCCAGUCUUUUUUUUCUCUAGCUUUUGCAGGCCACAAUCGUAUUGUGUUGUGAUUAUUCUGGCCUUGAGGUCACAUUCCAUUGGCCAACCACUGGCAACAGUAUCUGCAUGUUCAGCAUAUAAGGUUUCUUUCUUUUGUAUAUUUGAAUCAUAUUUCAUGUUAUGAAAUGUCAAGAUAAAAAUGUGAAUAAAUGCGCUUCAAUUUUAUUUUUUCCAUGACUGGGACCAAAAUGUGGGUCUAUAAGCAAACCUUAGUUACAAAAUGGCGGCAUUGUUGUGACAUCACACUUAGACACUGGUAUCCGGGGUACAUACCCUGGAUACCCAUUGGUAUCAAGGGUACAUGCCCAGCAUGGAUACCCAUUGUCUAAUUGUGAUGUUACAAUCGCCAUUUUGUAACUAAGGUGUGCCUAUAGAGGGAUUGCAUUUAGCAGCCACCUUGGUGGCGUGCUUUGUUAUGGUAAUUCAUCAACAAUUAAUGCACAAGAGGUCUUCUAUAAUGCGCGUCCCUGUUGAACAAAAUCACACACCUCAAGAUGGCCACUAUGGAAACAGUCUAUUAUGUAGACCUGUCCUAUAUGCAUAGCCAUCCUGGGUGUAUUGUAUACGGUUAACUGAUUGUGCCCAUAAUGAACGUGUGGUGCAUAUUCAUUAGAAGAUAAUUAGGCAUAGUGUCUUCCCGAAACUGGUUAGAAUAAUAAUCCACAGUAUCUUUACUUAAGUCAAGGAAACUAUGCAUCAAAUUGUAUCUCUUCAUAUUUUUGCGUUCCUUUGUGUAAGAAAUUCAGAUCCGUAGGUUUUUGCGAAUUGCUGAAGGUUGCACCUUAGUAAAUUAAUUACCUUUGCAUUGAUUAAUGUUAUUAAAAUA